Molecule: messenger RNA, 1460 nt
Organism: Penaeus vannamei (Pacific white shrimp)
Lineage: Eukaryota; Metazoa; Arthropoda; Malacostraca; Decapoda; Penaeidae
Source: RefSeq, a predicted model, not a curated record
GCGUGGAAUACCUAGGAGCAUGCGAAUAUUUAUAGCGUUGGCUCUUCUGGCGUCGCUAGGUGUAGCAGCUGCUUCUCCUACAGGAUGCUGUGGAGAUGGGUCCUACAGCAGCAGGGGAAGAGGUGGCCACGGAGGAGGUGCAGGCAAUACAGGCGGUGGCCACAUGAGAGGAAGUAGUUAUGGAGGUAGUGGCCGAGGCGUUGGUGGCAGGAUUGUGAAGGCACAUCUUGCUAGGGUUGGUAAUCCCCCUGGUACCUUUAGUGGCAGCGUCGGAGGCAUAGGGAGGUAUGGCACUCGGGGCAGUGGCGGACACAGGAUUCCUAGAGGACCUAGUAUUGUCCGAGCUCAGCUGGUUAGGGUUGGUACCCUCCCAAGUACUGGAAGUUACAGCUCCCAUGGAAGAGGAUUUCGAAACGGUUUCAGAAGAUUCAAUGGCAAAAACACUGUGAAAGCACAGCCGGUAAGUGCUGGCACCCUCCCAAGCAAUAGUGUCAGCGUUGGGAAUAGUUACAUAUCCCAUAGAGGACGAUUUCGAAACAGCAAUGGAAGGUUCAGCAGCCCAGGCAUCAUGAAAGCACAGCUUGCAAGUGUUGGCACCAUCCCAAAGUCUGGUGGCAGCAGUGGGAGAAGAUCUAGCUCCCACGGGGGUCCCAGCAUUGCAAAGGCCCAGCUGGUGGGUGUUGGCACCUUCCCAAGUACUGGUGGCGGCGGUAAGAGAAGGCCUAGCUCCCUAGGGGGUGCGCCUCAAAGCAGUAUUGUGAAAGUCCAGCUAGUAAAUGUUGGCACCUUUCCAAGCAGUUAUGGCAGCGGCGAAGGCAGUUAUAACUCCUAUCAAAGAAGGUCGCAAGGAAAUGAUAUAAGAUCCAGCAGUUCUAACAUUGUGAAAGCACAACUGAUAGGCAUAGGCCUCCUCCCAAACUCUGGUGGCAGUGGUGAUGGAAAUUAUAGCACCCAUGGAGGUGGAUCUGUGAGCAACAAUGAAAGGUCAAGUGGUCCCAGCAUUGUGAAAGCUCAGUUAGUAGGUGUUGGCACCCUCCCAGGUACUGUUGGCAGCACUAAUGGCAGUGGUGGUGGAAAUUCUAGCACCCAAGGUGAAUCUGAGAGUGCCAUUGAAAGGUCCAGUGGUCCCAGCAUUGUAAAGGCUCAGCUUGUAGGUUUUGGCACCCUCCCAGGUACUGUUGGCAGCACUAAUGGCAGUGGUGGUGGAAAUUCUAGCACCCAAGGUGAAUCUGAGAGUGCCAUUGAAAGGUCCAGUGGUCCCAGCAUUGUAAAAGGCUCAGCUUGUAGGUUUUGGCACCCUCCCAGGUACUGUUGGCAGCGGUGGUGGAAAUUCUAGCACCCAAGGUGAAUCUGAGAGUGCCAUUGAAAGGUCCAGUGGUCCUAGCAUUGUAAAGGCUCAGCUUGUAGAUUUUGGCACCUUCCCAGGUACUGUUGGCAGCACUAAUGGCAGUGGUGGUGGA